This is a messenger RNA of Aspergillus affinis, 1488 nucleotides long. RefSeq names its product DUF2434 domain-containing protein. Bases 1 to 1488 code for a protein of 495 amino acids. The record is from RefSeq and is a predicted model, not a curated record. The transcript has 2 exons. Lineage: Eukaryota; Fungi; Ascomycota; Eurotiomycetes; Eurotiales; Aspergillaceae.
AUGAAUCUACUCACUCGGGCUCUGGCAUCCCUGCCCACCGGAGCCAACGACACCGACGUGCUCAUCAACACCGUGCACUUCGAUCGCGAUGCUCUAAACCUAUACAACUACACGCUCUACACCAACGGUACUCUCUCCAACGGCACAGAAUGCUACCUGAUCUUCGACCAGUUCAAGCCCCAUCUCUUCGCGGAGAACGGCACCGUCGUCAAUGGAACCUCGUGCUAUGCCCCCGUCAACCAGAUCGGUCAGCAUGCAUCCAUCGGCAUGGCGUUUGCUUUGAUGUUUGCACUCUCAAUCUUCUUCACUCUGAUCAAUGUGCGCAAGCACGGGCGGCAAUAUCUGCCUGUUGAUCCUCGUCGGCGCGUCCUGGGUCGGAAGAUGAAAUGGUAUUGGUUGUUGGUUGUCGCUGUCUGCGGCACGAUUAGCUGUUUUAUGAGUAUCGAUGUCGAUCGGAGUUAUUUGCAGAGUGCGCCGUUGAUCAUCCAGAGCGUGUUCUAUACAAUGCUCAUGCCGGCGUUGAUGGCGGCUGUUUGGGAGGCCGUGAGACAAUGGGGCUCUUGGCAAGAGCGUCAAAUCUGCGAUCGUGACCCUUACGUCUUCACCAAUAAGUCCAACAGCAGUGGCAACCGCAGCCGCCAAUGCCAGGAAUUCCUCCUCCCGAUCCUCUUCUACGCCUUCGCGCUAAUCAACUUCGUCCUAACGAUCCCCCGCUCCUGGUCCCCCAUCGAACACCAACAGAGCCCGGAGCAACAAGAACUCGACGCCCGGCCCGUCGCAACAGACACGCGGUUCCGCGUCGCUGCAUUCACUGCCCUCGCGGGGAUGCUCGUCAUCUGCUGUGCCCUGGAGCAUAGCAUCUAUCGCUACAAAGCCCGCCCGGCAACCAUCCUCGGCCAACUGCUCUUCUACUUCAACGAGGCGCCGUCGCAGUUCCUGGUCCUUAUUGCGCUUUUAGGCGUGAAGAUCGGGUAUGCGAUUGCUUCCGCGUUUGAUUGGUCGGUGUCGCCGUUACGGUAUGAUGUUGAUGUUGGAUGGCUUUACGGGCUGGGAUAUACGCCUGUUCUAUUGGUGAUCGUGGUCAUGAAUAUGUGUGGAUUCUGUGAGUUGAACGAGGAUCAAGCGUUGAUUGCUCAGCGGGGUGAUCUUGAAGCUGCGCGUGCCAGCAAGUUCGGUAUCGGGAGGAAGAAACCGAGUUGGUGGAGUAAUGCUGCUCGGUGGACGACGUUUGCGAGGGAUGGUGGAGAUCGUCCUUCGUCGCCGGAUAAGGGUGAUUUGGAUCAUUUUGUCGAGAUGGGUGUUAUUAAGCCGAGGGCGCUGGAUGAGCAGCAGGAGGCUGGGGAGGAGAAGAAACCGGGUGAGGGUGCUCGUGUGACUACUCGUACGGCUAGUCAUGGGAGUAGUGAGUUGUCUGGCACGGAGAGCGCGUCGGGGGAUCGGAUGGAGGUUGUUGUUCAGGAGGAACAAUCGGGGCAGUUUCUCGGAUGA